Chara braunii is the source of this 3104-nucleotide messenger RNA. The record is from the annotation of a GenBank genome assembly. NCBI's taxonomy places the organism in Eukaryota, Viridiplantae, Streptophyta, Charophyceae, Charales, Characeae.
UGCUGCUGCUUGCCGUUGUCGUCUUCCAUAUUUGCUGCCUCGUGCGCGUUCCAGGGAGGAAACAGAUGCGGCGAACGUCGAAGACGGCCAGGAAGAUGGAGAGGGUACAGACGAGGACCACGCUGUCCGUUGGGGCUGCGGGGUCAUCACGUCAGCGCUGCAGAAGUGCGGAAGCAGUCAGGCGUCCGUACGACCUCGCAUUGUACAGCCACCUGCCGUCCCACGAGAUACCGUUGCCUCCAAGUGACGAUGACGGCGACGACCCACGAUGUUCUACCCUUCCUCUGGGCAGCGGUUCGACUCAGGAUUGGAUGGGGAGCCAGCUGCACAGGCAGGCAUCGACGCCGACGUACACUGAUCUGCUGGAGGGGCAUACCCCGGCUGGUUAUGACGCAGGACUGGUGAUUAUCAGCUUCGGAUUGAGGUCCGGGAGUGCCGAGGAGGUGACGCGCACCGUUAUCGUGAACCCAGGUUCGGGCAGAACCCGCACACCGGCUCCAGUGACAACGCGGACUGGCGGAUCAGUUCCUUGUAGAACGGCGACGGCAGGUGGCACAAGGGAUGGACGACGCCCAAACGAAGAGUGGUUAGCAACGGAGGUCGUUGGUCGAAAGUUUUGGGAUGAUCAUCGGCGACAAUCGCGUGAAGCGAGCACGGCCGGCAUAACGAGAGGGGUGGCGAAGAUUACCGUGGGGGCGGACGAUAUAUUAGGCGAUGAAGAUGGUGCAGUUGCGGAGGAUUGCGAGGCGGACGACGGGGCCGGUGGCGACGACGAGGAGGACGACGAGGAGAUGGAGAUUCGUCCAGUAGGGAGAAAGCGGGGAGGGUCGAGGGCCGCGAAAAAGUUCCCGGAAACGCAAACGAGGCGGAGGGGGAAGAAGGGUGUGGAAGAUGGGUCGGCUGGCGAGGGAUCGAAAAGCCGGGAUUUUUGGACCGUGGAGCACAUGAUUGCUCUCAUCCGGGCAAAAAGAGACCAGGAUUCACAUCUUGCCGGCCUCGCGCACACCACAGGAAGGAUGAAGACGAAGACAUGGAAGUGGGACGACGUGGAGAAGAGGCUGGUGCAAAUGGGGGUGACGAGUAGAAAGGCCGUCAAUUGCGGGAAGAAAUGGGACAACCUGUACCAGCAAUUCAAAACCGUGCACAAGUUUAUGGGAGAAUCGGGGAAGCCAAAUUUCUUCACACUAACGCCAGGCGAGAGGAAGGAGCGGGGGUUCGAUUUCCAGAUGGAUGAGGGUGUGUAUUCGGAGAUGGCGGUGAUGACCAGGAGCGAUCACACCAUACACCCCACCAAUCUCGCCGACACCGGUCCACGAGGGGAGCGGGGAUGGACAGGACGACGAUCAAGGGUCCACGAGGGAUUCUAUCAGCGGCAGUGGUGUUGUCGGGGGCAGCAAACGGAAGAAUGUGAGACAACAGACCUUCGACACGAUUGCAGACGUGAUGAAGGAGCACGGGAGUCUGAUGGCGACAACCGUGGACGGCGCGAGCAAGAGACAAUGCCCCCACGGGGCGCCUCUGCGAGGGGCAGGAAAGAUGGCGGGGGGGGCGACGGUGGGGAAACCAACAAAGGCAGAGGCCACAUACCGAAGUCGAAAAGGCAGCGCAUCAAUGACGCCAGCUCCUCACAAACUGAUGACUUCCUCGCUGACGAAGUGGCUAUGGUGGACGCGCAAGGGACGGAAGGGGUCGCGAGGUUGGGUUUCGGGCGGGAUGGAGUGGCGAGGGAGCAGCUGCAAGCACUGAAACGCAGCGUUGUUGGCGGUGCUGUCGGGAUGGUGCCAAGGACCCCAAACACGGCAGGGGUUGUCGUCACGGGCGCGCGGGUCCCGGGACAACUUUCGUCGGCGGCAGGCCAAGGUCAGCCACGUCAGCCACUCCCCCUGCAACACGUGUUGGCAUCAGGGGGAGGGCACAUGGUGACCGCGCAAAAGGGCGACGCGACGGCUAGCGCUAGUCAGGCGGCGGCGGCAGAUCACACAGCUAAAGGCGGGGUCGUCGAAGACGGAAAGCGGGAAGGCAACGACGGCGACGACCGUCCACUUCUGCCGAGGGGGAAGGGAGCACCGAAGGGGGACGACCUGGAAGAGAAGGCCAAGUUGUGGGUUGAUUGCGACGCUUUCUGGGGUCAGGGUCCCGGGAAACCUCUGAGGGAGGCGGUAGGCGAAUGCACCGACUACUUCGUCGCCAUCGCCAACGGAGACGCAGGAGUUGAGCCGCCGUCGAUGCUCAUCAUGCCGCCGAAUGACGUGCCGCGCUUCAAGAUCGACGACCCGGCGCAGCGUGAUCCGGCUCUCCRCAGAGCGCGCAGCGUGGAGAGAGUAGUGYUGYGCACCAUCCACGGUUGGAUCUUUAAAUCGCAGUCGAGGUCGACUGGCUUCUCUCGUGCAGAGUCCUACAUCACCGUCGACUUCGCCACGGACCUCGCACGAGCAGUUUGGCAGGCCUUGGAAUGGUCGAGAGUGGUAUCCCCUGCACCUGUCUACCACACGUUGGCGAUGAAGAUGGACGUGCCUCUAUGGUUCGCGGGGGUGAAGAUUGAGGACCGCCCGGAAGACGACGACAUGGCAACGCGUCAGGAGGCGACAGUUCUUCUGUUGGCGGAGUGCUGGACAGAUGCGAUCUGGUGCGGACAGUGGGCGGAUGGCGGGCGCGUAAAACAGGAGAGGUUGUCCAGGCUGGCGGACAGUCUGCGAGCGUUGUUGUGCGCGGUCAUGUGGAUCAUGCGCAUGGGAGGUGACAACGACCGAUCGGAUUACGAGGCAUGGUCGUACGCGUCCAUGAUCGCGAAACCGAUGAUGAUAGCGGCGGGGUCGUACAUCUUCAACUGGCGCCGACACGUGGUGGACUCCGCCAACCUCGUCCUCGAUUGUCUAGGGAAGGCCCACCUGACGAUGGGAGAUUACCCGCAAUGCAUUCUGGAAUGGUGUGAUUGCGGGUUGGCGUUCGGGCACAACGCUGCCCUGAAGAACGCAGCGGAGGCCGCAAAACACGGGUGGAUCGGCAGCGGGCCCCCGACGGAUGACGAUGGAGAUGAUGGCAAGUGACACGUCAUCUCGAGCAGAUGGCAGCGGGUUGGUUCGCAUCGUCGGCGCUUCGUCGAC